Messenger RNA from Macadamia integrifolia, 2508 nucleotides. RefSeq lists its product as uncharacterized. Bases 317 to 2110 code for a protein of 597 amino acids. Lineage: Eukaryota; Viridiplantae; Streptophyta; Magnoliopsida; Proteales; Proteaceae. The transcript is spliced from 3 exons. The record is from RefSeq and is a predicted model, not a curated record. Gene Ontology annotation, molecular function: protein binding.
AGUGGAGAGAGAGAGAGAGGGGGCCAAGGCGGCAUCUUUAUCUCAUCAUCUGUGUUGCCAGCGAAGAAGUGGUAGGAUCAAAGCUUCCUCUUCUACCCAAAAAAAAAAAAAAGCUUCCUCCAAAGCUGGCAUUUCUUCUUUGGGUUUUUUUCUGCCGCACCUCCGUAUUUACCUUGAAAUUUUGGGCUUAAAUCCAUUGCUUCCCUCCGCAUCCUCUCCACAUCUCCCUCGCUCUCUUAGGGUGUGUAGGGGUUUGACAAUUUCAUUUUCCUAUUCUUCAUCCUGUAAGGAGAACAAAAUGUGGAGGAUUUGAGAGAUGUUUGAAGGUUUUGGAACUAUUGCAACCAUGUCGACUUCUCCAUCUUUGGCUGGUGGGGAGAAGAGGCAUUGGUGGCUUAGCAACAGAAAGGUUGUCGACAAGUAUGUAAAAGAAGCUCGAGCGCUAAUCGCCACCCAGGAGCAGUCGGAGAUCGCUUCGGCCCUGAAUCUCCUCGAUGCUGCCCUUGCGCUCUCUCCGCGGUUCGAGUCGGCUCUUGAGCUUAAAGCUCGAUCCCUUCUCUACCUCCGACGAUACAAGGAGGUUGCUGACAUGCUUCAAGAAUACAUACCCAGCGUCAAGAUGGUAUCCGAAGAAUCAUGCCUCUCUUCCGACAACUCGUCCCAGCAGCUGUCUAGGGAACAAGUUAAGCUCCUCCCCUCUGACUCGAUAGAUAAAGACCCCACUUUUAAAUGCUUCUCUGUUUCGGACCUAAAGAAGAAGGUCAUGGCUGGUAUCUGUAAGAGCUACGAGACGGAAGGGCAAUGGAGGUACUUGGUUGUGGGUCAAGCUUGUUGCCAUCUUGGGUUGAUUGAAGACGCAAUGGUGCUCCUUCAAACAGGAAAACGUCUAGCUUCAGCAGCGUUCAGGAAGGAAAGCGUGUGCUGGUCUGACGACAGCUUCUCGUUCGCCAACGUUACUGGCAGCAGCGAUUUCAGCUACGGCAAUACUCCGAUAACGCCACCACCGCCGGAGUCCGAGUGUGUCGCACAACUCCUCAGUCACAUCAAGCUGCUCCUUCGCCGCCGCACUGCGGCCGUUGCAGCCUUAGACGCAGGUCUCAACUCGGAAGCCGUCAGGCACUUCUCCAAGAUAGUUGAUAAUCGCCGAGGAACCCCACAGGGCUUCCUUGCGGAAUGCUACAUGCACAGAGCUUCUGCAUACAGGGCUGCUGGCCGAAUUGCAGAGGCCAUUGCUGAUUGCAAUAGGACCCUUGCACUUGACCCAACCUGUAUCCCGGCUCUGACCACACGGGCCAGCCUCCUGGAGACCAUUAGAUGCUUUUCCGAUAGCCUGCGUGAUCUCGAACACUUGAAGCUCCUCUAUGAUUCCAUCUUACGGGACAGGAAGCUCCCUGGCCCUGUUUGGAAGAGGCACAAUGUCCGGUACCGUGACGUCCCAGGCAAUCUGAAGGCCUUGACAUCGAAGAUGCAGGAAUUGAGGCAGAGACUGGCUUCUGGGGAGACGGGCAAUGUGGAUUAUUAUGCACUGAUCGGAUUGAGGAGGGGCUGCUCGCGAUCGGAGUUGGAGAGGGCCCAUUUGUUGCUGAGCUUGCGGCACAGACCUGAUAGGGCCAUCAGUUUUAUCGAUCGAUGCGAGUUUGUGGAUGAUCGUGACAUUGAUUCGGUGAAAGACCAAGCAAGGAUGUCGGCAUUGGUGUUAUAUCGGCUUCUACAAAAGGGGUAUUCGACCGUCAUGUCCACUAUCAUGGACGAGGAGGCAGCUGAGAAGCGGAGGAAGAAGGCCGCAGCUGCUCUACAGGGAGCGGCGGUGGCGGCUUCACCCCAAAACCAAGUUAUCGUCCCAGAGCCAAAGUUGGAAUGCGAGAAGAGUAGUGGUAAACCUUUACCAGCAGCAAUGGAGAUUCAAGGGAGGAACCGGAGUUCAUCAGAUUACAGUGCAGUGGAUGAGGUCAAGGAGAGGAAGAACGUGAAUGCGAAUGCGGCGGCCACAGCAACAGCAGCAGUAUUCCAAGGGGUUUUUUGUCGAGAUCUUGCCGUCGUUGGGAAUUUGCUGUCGCAGGUUGGGUUUGACAUUCCGAUUCCGGUCAAAUAUGAAGCUUUGAGCUGCUAAUGUAACCAGGACGACGAAGAAGCUUAGUAAUAUGGGAAUAGAGAGGCAAUUGUCAUAUGCUUAAUCCUUGUACCCACACUCUCCCCUCCCCUCCGCUCCUCUUUACAAGUCUCUCUGUACAGAACAAAUCGAGAGAAGAAAAGAGAUGGUACCACCAUACCCAACGGGAAAAUUUUGUCACCUUCGCUCCCAUGUGUAGUUGUAGUUUCAGUACUUUAGGUUUCAGUAUCAGUUCUAUCUUCCCUUUUUUCGAAUCCGUUAAUGGUGGUUGUUUCGUUAAGAUAUGUACAGUACUAUAUCCCAAUUUCAUCUUUUUGUAGUCUCAGUCUUUAAUUACAUUGAAUUGAAGCUGUAGCCUUCUAGCUUAUUAGAAAGAUAUUUUCCCCUGUUCUUCUUCA